GUACGGCAUGGCCGACGGUAUGUUUAGUUUGUAAAUGCGAACCACAUGCGAACUAUGAUGUGAUCAUUUGCGGUCUGGAAGAUAUUCCCAGUUUAUAUAUGCGUUCCGUGGUAUUCCUUCCAUAGAUUUGGCGUGGUUGUAAAUUGCCUGUCACGCCGCAUCCUACCGCAAACAUCUGAGCGGAAUGCCCCGGUCUUGCGACGUUUUGGGUUGUCCGAACGGUUCAGGCAACUCUGCAGUGUCCUAUCAUGUAGUGCCGCGGGAUGAACCGAGACGUUCCGAAUGGCUUGCUGCUGUACCCAUGCGAAAUCGCGAGGGACGAGCGCCGCCUAAGUUAAUGGUGUGCUCGCGGCACUUCUCUCCUUGUGAUUACGUCUAUGAUCCCUCCCUGAGAGUGUCACUGGGUUGCCACCAAAGACCGGCGCUUUCCCGUACGGCUGUUCCAGCGAUCGCGCCUGUCACACGCCAAGAGCUAGCCUUGUUACAGCAGGAGAUCGUAAGUGUUGACACGGCAAACAGCGCCGGCUCAAGCACCUUUGGUGAUGACGGCUGCAUCGUGCGCAUGGAAGGAGAUGCGAACGUACUGCCACUGGUAGUAAAUGUUGUUGAGGGCCAGCCUUCGUCAUCGUGGUUGCAAAUGGAUGAACUCAUCAGGGCAGGCAGCUGGGUACCACCAAAUGAAGCAAUGCCUGCAGAUUCAAGUGAAUGCACAAGGUCCUCCCUGCAUGAGAACUUCACCAGGAAUGUCAGAAACACAGUGGCAGUGUCACCAAGACACAUGGAGCUUAGCUUACCGGUCUUGUCACUAGACGUCAACCUUGCAAAAGGCCAGCCGUCGUCAUUGUGGUUGAAAGAUAAAGGAGUUACCAAGGCAUACAACUGGUGUUCACCAAAUGGAAAGACAUCGGCCUUUGAUGCUGACUCCAGAAGAAAGACGCAAGAACACCCUCAACUGAACGCGAGCAAAACAAGCAAAAUGUGUCAUCGCGGUAUCGGACACAACAAAAUGGUGCAGGUUUGCAUCCGUGGAAAGAGCAUUGGGGCUCAGGUGAAUACGACUAUGAAGGAGGUUAUGAGUGAGGGUCUGCAAACUGAUAUUCCUGACAUGCUAGUGUUGACAUCAGCAUCAACUCAAACAUAGCGAUGUACCUCUGAAGAGGGUGGGAACACCAGGCUCAGCAUGACACGAUGAAGACAUGAUGUAAAGGCUUUAGCAUAAAGGCUCUAAGAUGUCACACCUCGGGCUACUCCACAGAUGCAAGUGCUGAAUGACAGCUGCACCUACAUUGCCUGUACACCUCCACAUUCUGGUGCAAUAAGCCAUGUUAGGCUCAAGCAUGGAUUGUAGCUGGAAUCUGAAGUCUGGCAGACACACCCACAAGUUGUCAAGUUGGCCUCUAGUCAGAAUGAAGCUGAAGAGCGACAUCAACACAGCCACUGUAUUGCUGCUCUCUGGACUACCAUUGUCGUCUCGAUCUUUUGACUGCCAGAACACCUAUCUUCUUGCUGCUAUGAGCACGCCAAGGCGAUGCCACCAUGCUGCCACUUUCUUAUGAAAGGUUGCGCUAAGAGGCAUCGCCAUACGUUCAAGCCGGGUGGGACUUCGGCAUCGAUGAGAAACAUGUCCGUCGUUGGAGGGGACAUCAGGAGACACUUUUUGCAUGCGCCAGCCACGAGGAGAUGACAGCGAUAAGGAAAACUGGCAAAUGGACACAGGCACGCACAUCAGGUCGUCUGAUUGGUGUAAGUCUCAGGCAACAAUACAUGGAAUACCACACUGAGCCAAAUGAAAUGAUGCAUCGAAGAUGGCCAGUCCAUUAAACGGGCACAGCGUGCCAGAAUUCA
Molecule: messenger RNA, 1845 nt
Organism: Dermacentor andersoni
Lineage: Eukaryota; Metazoa; Arthropoda; Arachnida; Ixodida; Ixodidae
Molecular function (GO): sequence-specific DNA binding
Source: RefSeq, a predicted model, not a curated record